Messenger RNA from Mytilus californianus (California mussel), 4166 nucleotides. RefSeq names its product probable ATP-dependent RNA helicase DHX34. The record is from RefSeq and is a predicted model, not a curated record. The transcript is spliced from 28 exons. The coding region runs from base 94 to 4065 and encodes 1323 amino acids. Gene Ontology annotation, cellular component: intracellular anatomical structure. Gene Ontology annotation, biological process: nuclear-transcribed mRNA catabolic process, nonsense-mediated decay. Lineage: Eukaryota; Metazoa; Mollusca; Bivalvia; Mytilida; Mytilidae. Gene Ontology annotation, molecular function: ATP binding; RNA binding.
GGAGACAACUCUGUAAAAGACUAAAUAAUCUCUCAGGGUAAACAUAUGAUAUUUAACUAAAGAAGAUUGUAUGGGUAAUAUGAAAUCAGAGAGAUGGGGAAAGAUCAUAAACAUAAGCAUAAAAAACACAAGAGACACCACAGCAGAGAAGAUCAUUCUGAUGAUGAAGAGUCAUGGUCUGUCUAUAAAAAGAAAAGGAAAGAUUACCAUAGAGAAAAGGAAGAAGAUGAAAGACAUAAGAGUAAAAAGUCAGACCAUACUAGCAAAAGAGAAGUCAAUAAGGAGGUAAAAUUGUCUAGUGAAAAACCAGAAAAAGAUUUAGAGAGCAACAAACUGUGUGAAUAUAAAGAUUCAUAUUCAUACAGAAGGCAUGACAAGGACAAAAUGCAUGACGAAAUUAAAGACAAUGAUAAUAAAAGAUCAAGUAAUAAAGAAUAUAACUCAAGGACUCAUAAGUCUCGUUUAUCAACAACUGAACAAUCACCUGAGAAACCUGAUAAGAGAGUAAGACGGAGAGAAUUAGAUGAAAAGGAAGAUUUAAAUUAUCUGCGAAGGAGAAAAGAAAGGAACUCAAAUCAUCAUCACCCAGAAGCUUUGAAUGAAAUGGAGUAUGUUAUCAAAGAGAAACAUGCUGUUGAAUCAGAUAAUGAGGAAGAAAGGGAAGAGGAUAGAGAUUUUGCAUUUGAUUUUCAUCAAUACAGAUCAGAUCUUAACAGAAUAUUUUUCAGAGAUGAUGAAUUCAUUAAAAGGCCAUCAAAGGAAUAUGAUGACUUUUGGUCAUUUUUGUUGAAAUAUCAACAGUUCCAGAGGAAAAAAUAUUACAGAGAGAAAGAUAAACAAGAAAUUAUAGAAAAAGACAAGAAAACAACAGAAUCAACAGGGGAUCUUGAUAUUCCACAACACUAUGACAACAGAUACAGAAUUAGUUUUAGUAUCAAAAGUAAAAAUGUGGAUGAUUUCUUAAAGAAAGGAAGACUUGUAGAUGCUGAUGUUUCUAGAGACCUAACAAAACACAGAGUGAGACAGUUCAGAAAUAUCUUGAUCCAUUAUGUGGAUUUCCUUCAAAAACAAAAGUUUAAUAAACUGAAGAAGAUAAAGACAGACCAAGAAAAUUUACCCAUCUUCCAGUACAAGCAGAUGAUUCAAGGAAUGGUACAAAGACAUCAGGUGGUGGUUGUCGCUGGAGAUACUGGAUGUGGAAAAUCUACACAGACUCCACAGUAUUUACUAGAAGCAGGAUUUACAAAGAUAGCCUGUACACAGCCUAGGAGGAUAGCAUGUAUAUCUCUGUCUAAGAGAGUUGGAUAUGAAACUUUAAAUGAAUAUGGAUCAGAUGUUGCUUAUCAAGUUAGAUUUGAGAAGACAAAGACAAGAUCUACUAAAAUUUUAUUCCUCACAGAAGGUCUGCUUUUAAGACAGAUGUCGGAGGAUCAACAUCUGAAGCAGUACAGUGUGGUAGUAAUAGAUGAAGUCCAUGAGAGACACAUACAUACUGACUUUCUGUUAGGUGUUAUAAAGUGUCUGCUGAAACAUAGGGAUGAUCUCAAACUAGUUCUUAUGUCUGCUACCAUUAACAUUGACUUAUUUAGUGGAUACUUUGAUGAUGCACCUGUAGUUAAGGUUCCUGGCAGAUUAUAUCCGAUAGAACUAGAAUACAAACCAAUACAGAGAGACGAUUCCAAAGCAGAAAGAUUAGAUCCUUCUCCUUAUCUAAAGAUUAUGCAGCUAAUUGAUCAUAAGUACCCAGAAUCAGAAAGAGGUGACUUACUUAUAUUUCUGAGUGGUAUGUCAGAAAUUAUGUCGGUAGUAGAGGCAGCCAAAACAUAUGCAACAAAUACCAAGAGAUGGAUCAUACUGCCUCUACACAGUGCACUGUCUGCUGAUGAACAGGAUAAGGUGUUUGAUAUUUCCCCAGAAGGAGUGAGAAAAUGCAUUGUAUCUACAAACAUAGCAGAGACUUCUGUAACAAUAGAUGGAGUUAGAUUUAUAGUGGAUUCAGGAAAAGUCAAAGAGAUGAGUUUUGAUCCAAAGUAUAAAAUGCAAAGAUUACAAGAAUUUUGGAUCAGUAGAGCAAGUGCUGAACAAAGAAAAGGAAGAGCUGGUAGAACAGGACCAGGAGUAUGUUAUAGACUGUAUGAUAGUCCUGAUUAUGAUGCCUUUCAAGAAUAUGCUACACCAGAAAUACAGCGGGUCACUCUGGACUCUUUAAUCCUACAGAUGGUCUCCAUGGGUCUUCCUGAUGCUAGGAAAUUUCCAUUUCUAGAGGCACCAGACAUAACUAGUAUUGAAAAUGCAAUUAUAUUUCUUAAAGAACAAGGAGCUAUGAAAGAUGAUGAGACAUUAACACCCAUUGGUAAUAUGUUAUCAAGGCUACCAGUGGAUGUUGUUAUUGGUAAAAUGUUAAUCAUGGGUUCUAUAUUUCAUAUGAUAGAUGCAGUACUAUCAAUAGCAGCAGCUAUGAGUGUUCAGUCUCCAUUUACGAAUAGAGCUUACGUUGAUAGAGAUGCUAUGGAAGCAAGAAAACCACUAGAAUCAGACCAUGGCGACCCAUUCACCUUACUAGAAACUUUUGAUGAAUGGAUACAGGUAAAAGCUGAAGGAAGAGGUACAAAGAAAUGGUGUAAGAGGAGAGGACUUGAGGAACAAAGAUUUUAUGAAAUAAUAAGACUUCGUAAUCAGUUUAAGGAAUUGCUGAAAGAUCACCAUUUGUUGGACAAAACUUUAAUAGGAGAAAGAUAUUUGACAAGUGAAGAAAGGAGAAGGCAGCAUGGAGACAGAAGGAGAUUGGGAGAAUUAAAGAAGGAACAACGAAAUGAAUCAAAGAAAAGAAAAGUUCUGAAGUUGGAAGAUUCAGAGUACAGAUUGAGUGAAGGAGAAGAAGAAGAUGAUGACAAUGAAGGAACAGAUAUCAAAGAUCUAGAAUUCAGGUUAUCACAUGACCUAAAUAAAUUACAGACUAUUUCAAACCAAAGUAGAAGUUUCACCUUAAAGGAUAUAAAUUUGUUGAAGAUUAUAUUGUGUAGUGGACUUUAUCCACAAGUAGCUAUAAAUGAUGAUACAAACUCCUAUAAAUCUGACUCGGAACAAUCCUUCCAUACAAAGAACAAACCAUUUUUGCUUCUUCAUCCAACUUCUGUGUUUGCAAGUCAGCCAGAGUUACUUCAGCCACCAGAGCCAGAAAAGCAGAAUGUUGGACCAAGUGAUUUAAGAGGGAAACUAAGUAACAAACACCAGUUACUAACUUAUGUAAAAUUACUGGAAACAGACAAACCAUACUUAGUGAACACAAUGAGAGUUCCUGCUCUACAGACUGUUACCCUAUUCUCUAACUUCCUGGAUACAAGUUCUGAUUGUACCAGACUCAUCUGUGAUGGAUGGUUAGAAAUAAAAUUCCCUGAUGCUGAGAUCGCCCAGGAUAUCCUGUCUAGUGUUAUAAUGCUCAGAGCUACAUGGCAAAACUUGCUUCAGUUAAGAUUGCAGGAUACAUUUAAAAAUUUUAACAGUGAAAAAAAGAUAAACCCUAGAGCUAGAAAACUUGAGAAGAUAUUAGCAGAGAAAUUGAGUCAGUUCCUGAGUAGUGAUGUGUUGUAUGCUGUCAGAAGAGUUAUGACUGCUGAAAUGAAAUAUGUUUACAAGGGACCUGGAAGAGUUGAUGAAAAUUCAGAUCUACCAAGUGGAUUAUUUUUGUCAAACAUGAAGAAUGAUAUCCAUCCAGUGAAAGGUGGAAUUCAAAUUAACGAUUACUUAUGUUAUAACUGCUUGAUAGAUGAAGCUUCAGCCGCUGUUUGGGGAGAAUACACAUCUAGUAUGCAGAAACAUUGGACCUGUCCUAGAUGUAAAGCUUCUCUAAUCAUCACAGUCUUAGAAAGGUUACAACAUGAAUCAGAAUGCCAAAGUGCAAAUAUUAAUGCAACAAAAGAAGAAGUGAAGAAGGAAAUAGAGGAAGAGAAGAAUAUACAACUGAAUCCAUUAAGAAAGUCUUAUCACUGUGAUAAAUGUGACAAGGAUUAUCAUUUUACAAAUACAGAAAUAUUGAAACAUAAAAAAAGUUGCAGUGGAAGCUGAAUCUUGUAGAACUGCAACAAAAUUAGCUUCAUAAAUACUUUUUGUCAUGAAAUUAAGUUUUACUAAAAAGUUAUGUCUAAAUAAAAGUAUUAUAAAUAAAA